AACUAAGUUGAAAUAUCCCUAUGUGGCUAUCAUAUGAGAGUAAAGUAAAUCGGUCCUUACUAAAAAAAUAUUGUUAUUAUUAUUUCUGUCUAUGCAUGAAUCAUACUAGAUAAUAUUUUCAUCACACACCUCGUGUCCAAAUUUUAAAGUCGAUACAUGUCAUUAUCUUUAAUUGGACGCAUCUAUAUCUAAAUUAUCCAACGACAGCAACAAUACAUGCAUACCAUAAGCCCAUAAUGGUUCUCAACGGAAACAUUACGUGAAUGUGGAAACUUCGAUCCAACCCAUGAUAUAAGGCAAAUUUGCAUAGUAUGAGGAUUGAAUAUGUAAAAUAUUUCUUAUAUAGGGAUUGUCUUGUUAAUUGUGAAGAAUAUAAUAGACUGAAAACGGGAUUGGCCGGGAACCGACACCGAGAGAGAACGAGAGAGCGGGAAAUUCACAACCUCGCAUCCGAUUAUUCCACCACAAGUCAAACACGGCACUGACCAAAUGUCUGCCCUCGUCAACGCUCUGUCCAUCUCCAGCCCCGGCUUCCUCGUUUCUUCCUGCUUCUCCAUAAUUCCUACUUAUGGCUCUACUCCCUUCUCGCCACCAUCUUGGUCUUCGUCGCGGUAUCGGAAACACAACUAGGUACGCGCUCUGUGCUCUCUGCCCCCGUGUUCUGUUAACUAUGAAUUAUGAACUUCUCCUGCUCCGGGUGUUUGGGGUAGCCGAUUCAUAAUCGCGUGAGUUUCUAGAUCUCUUGAACGAUUUCACCGCCCAGUCUUCUUUGAUGCGGCAAUUUGGACAACCGCGCUGGUGGCGGGAAGUGAUAGAAAUCAAGAUUUGAAGUGUUUCCACGAAUUGGACUGUUUCGGAUGCUUGAGUUCAUUUGAUUGUGUUUAUGUUUGUUCUCUGUGCUGCUCCGUGGUGGAUUAGGGUUUGAGGAUUGCAGUUACGAAUUUAGAGAGGUAGGGGUGUUAGGUGGAUUCUGAAUUUGGGGCUUCUACCAUACGAAGCAUCCUGACUUGGUGAUAAUGUUGUUACCCGUUAUUGAUUGGGGUGUAACAGUAACUAGCCUCAAUCUGCAGGAAAUCUUUGCAGAGGCAUUGCUGGCCCUGGUUUCAGUAACUAGGGGCCGGGAAUCAUGGUGAUCGAACUAGAACAAGGAUGGGAGAUUGUGCUGAGGGGUUUUAAUAAGCUGAAGAACAUAGUGGAAGGACUACCGGAGCCACAGUUCACCUCCGAGGACUACAUGAAGCUAUACACAACCGUCUAUAUGAUGUGCACUCAGAAGCCUCCUCAUGAUUACUCUCAACAGUUGUAUGACAGGUACCGGGAGUCCAUUGAAGAUUACAUUACCUCAACGGUAUUACCAUCCUUGAGGGAGAAGCAUGAUGAAUUCUUGUUGAGGGAGCUUGUAAAACGAUGGGCAAACCAUAAAGUUAUGGUUAGAUGGCUAUCUCGUUUCUUUCAUUUCCUUGAUCGGAAAUUUUGUCCUCGGAGGUCACUUCCACCGCUUAAUGAAGUUGGGUUCAAUUGCUUCCGCGACCUGGUGUACCAAGAAUUUAGUGGGGAAGUUAGGGAUGCUGUAAUUUUUUUGAUUGAUCAAGAGCGUGAAGGGGAGCAAAUUGACCGAGCUUUGUUGAAAAAUGUUGUGGAUAUUUUUGUUGAAAUUGGUAUGGGACGAAUGGAUUGCUAUGACAACGAUUUGGAGGCAGCAAUGCUCAAAGCUACCGCUGUUUAUUAUUCUCACAAAGCUUCAAACUGGAUCCUAGAAGAUUCGUGUCCAGAUUACCUGUUUAAAGUUGAGGAAUGUUUGAAAAGGGAGAAAGACAGGGUUUCUCAUUACCUGCAUUCGAGAAGUGAGCCAAAGUUGUUGGAGAAGGUCCAAAACGAGCUGCUUUCUCUUCAUGAAAACCAACUCCUCGAGAACAAGGACUCAGGAUUGCACGUGUUGCUCAGAGAUGACAUGGUCGAUGAUUUGUCAAGAAUGUUCAGGCUCUUUUCAAGAUUACCAUAUGGCUUAGAAAAGGUUGCUGAUUUAUUCAGACAGCAUAUCAGUGCUGAUGGUGCAGCUUUGGUAAAACGAGCUGAAGAUGCUGCAAGCAACAAGAAGGUUUCUGUUGCGGAGGAGGAGAUUGACCUGCUGCAUAACAAGUAUCUGGAUUACGUUAACGAUUGCUUCCAGAACCAUACUCUUUUCCGGCAGGCUCUGGAAGAAGCUAUCGGGUCCGUUCGUGCCAUCAAUCAGCAUGGUGAUUGAUUCUGUCGAAAAAUCCAUCAUAUAACUGGAGAUCUAUCAAGCCAUGGACAGAGGUUUUAGAAUAUACUGUCAUUACUGUGUGUGUUUAUUUUGAAGUCCUUCCACUUUGAGACGACUAUAUCUUGUAUUCUUGUUCUAACACCAUCCACAGCAUGAAAAUUGAAAAGCCCACCAGGUGAAAAGAGAGGCUGUUGACUGGGCUGAGAAUUAAAAAGCCCAAGGUGUGUAAUUAGACGUUAGAUGGGCCAGUUGACCGUUUAAUAAAACGGAAGCCCAACCCAGCUCUGAGAAUUUAUUCUGAUUUAUGAUAAAUCUUUUGUUUUUUUAUUAGAAAGUUUGCGACAAUCGAGUUUUUAGAUGAAUGAAAUGAUAAAAGAGAACAAUUAGAUUGAAUUAUGGAUCCAAAAUCCGAUUUGGACAACACGGAAACUAAUCGCACCAUUUGUUUAUAAUCCUCAAUAAUUAAAAGAUAAACGUGGGCAAACGAUCAGCAGAUAGAGUAAUUAGGCAUCAACUAUCUGCCUUCUUAUUGCCCAUCCCAAUUUAAUAAAAUCUCUUUGCAGCCAUCUAACGCAAUCACUUAAAAGAGGUGAGUGAGAGGAACUUUUUCCCACCACCUCGGUCCCACCAAGGCCUAAGUUCAAUUAAGAGAAAAAUGUUACUAAUCAUGUAGUUCCAUUAAUUGUGAUGUUAACAUAAAAGUACAUGUACCAAAAAAUUGAUGUGUCCUUAAAUAUAACAUCUAAUGCAAAUCCCAGGUCGAGAAAGUACGAGUAAGGUUUAUUAUUCAUAAGAAACAUCCAACUUUAACUAACAAGAUGCGUUUUGAGGUGAAAUUGAUGAGUUCUUGUAGGAACUAUGAAGUUAAAUGUGCUCGUAAUGGAGCACUGCAAAGAUCGAGACGAUAGAGUGGUUCCAAUUUCCGACUGACGGGUUUGAUUGAAAACAAACUAUAAUUUUCCAAUAAAUGGUCAAUCGAACA
Molecule: messenger RNA, 3227 nt
Organism: Linum trigynum
Lineage: Eukaryota; Viridiplantae; Streptophyta; Magnoliopsida; Malpighiales; Linaceae
Source: the annotation of a GenBank genome assembly